Contarinia nasturtii (swede midge) is the source of this 796-nucleotide messenger RNA. It is a transcript of the gene LSm-4, whose product is annotated as COMM domain-containing protein 5. The transcript is spliced from 4 exons. Gene Ontology annotation, cellular component: nucleus. NCBI's taxonomy places the organism in Eukaryota, Metazoa, Arthropoda, Insecta, Diptera, Cecidomyiidae. The record is from RefSeq and is a predicted model, not a curated record. The coding region runs from base 89 to 703 and encodes 204 amino acids.
ACAUUGUUGACAGUCGAUACUGAAACGUCAAAAAAACUCAAACAAAAAAAAAUAAUUCAAUAUAUCUCUUGUUUUUAGCCUGUGAAAAAUGUCUGUACGCACAGAUUUGUUGAAGGGAUUGCAAAAUUAUGCAAUAUUUGUGCCGCAAUUGACUAGGCCCGUUUUGCGUGUCUUAAUACAGGUGUCUGUACAUUAUAUCGAAAGUCGAGUAUGUGCACCGGAAAUUCUCGAUUUGGCAAUUACGAAACUAUCACAAACGGGAUUUGAGAUACCGGAAAAUUUUCGGGAACUAUUCUCCGUUAUACUCCAAGUAAUGCAAUUAUUUUUACGUACACCAAAAGGCAGUGUCCGUGAAGAAGAUCUACGCGAAUGUUUGAAACAACUUAAUUUCACUGAUGAAUGUAUCGGUGAUUUUUCAAAAGUUUUACUCAACUAUAGAGAGUCUCUAACGUUGAACUAUUGCGAUGUGAAAAGUAUGCGAUCACCGCCGAAACGUUUGCAAUGGUGUAUUAAUAUUUCAUUAAUGGACAGUGGCAUUGAACGUAUUGCUCAGCCAAUAAUCGUUCUUCAUAUAAUGAUGCAGAGUGGCGAAUACAAAACAUUCGAAAUUCCAAUCACAAUGUUUCAUCGUUUACGAUAUUUUGUCGCAUAUUUACUUAGAGAAUUCCAUAUGAUCGAAAGUCGACAGAAAAGUCGAAAAUGAAAUUCAAAAAAAAUUAUAUUAUGAAUAAGAUAUCUAGAAAAAUAUAAAUAUGUUCGUUGGUUAGAAUUAAACUUCAAUUAUUAAUAACGAUAA